Haplochromis burtoni (Burton's mouthbrooder) is the source of this 2683-nucleotide messenger RNA. RefSeq lists its product as uncharacterized. NCBI's taxonomy places the organism in Eukaryota, Metazoa, Chordata, Actinopteri, Cichliformes, Cichlidae. Bases 522 to 2396 code for a protein of 624 amino acids. The transcript is spliced from 13 exons. The record is from RefSeq and is a predicted model, not a curated record.
UGCUGUCGUCACUGGCGACUUAGUUUGCAAAGGGGUUUUUUCAUUGGUCGAGCCCCCGGCAAAAAUAUGAUUGGUUGUCUGACAGACGUAAAUAAAUUAGUCCCAACUGAUUUAUUCUACUAUACUACAGUAUUUUAUUUUAAGCAAACGUAAGGCACAGUGAAACAAAAUACAGAAAUAAAGCAAACAAACUCCAUGAAAAUUACACAUAUAUAUUUUCUUCUUUGGGCAUUUCUGAGCAUGUGUCGGAAGUCUGGUGGUUCGUCCUCGUGCUUCUAUUGUAUUCUGAAAGCUAAGAUAAAGUUAGCUACCUAGCUGAAACAAAACAAUAAGCUACGCAUGCACUCUGAAUUUCUGUGCUGACACAGGCACAAAAGCUUGAUCUUUGUAGUUUUCUGGAUUUUGUCGUUUCUAUAGUAAUUAAGAGCUGUUAAAAAUGAACUGGGUUGGAGGUUCAAGGUAAGAAAAAGCAAAUUUUGGUUAUUAGCUGACGUGUUAAUGUAUAUCAUAUUAGCCUAUAAAUGUUUAAGCUAACUAGACAUGUAACUGCUCAUUUCAGAAACCGGUUAGUGAUGAGGAAUAAUGCCAAAAAGCAGAGGGAAUUCUUUGAAAAGAGAAAAAUGCAACAAAAACUUAAAAACAUGGGAAUACCUGUCCCAGCCCCUUCCCUAGGCAACACUAGUUCUGGUAGUUUGGACCUAAUGACUCUGUUUAUCGUCAACCAGAUUGCUGCUAAAAAAACAUGUAAAGAUCCUCCUAAAGCAGCAGUUCUUGGCAGCUGUAAGGCAGGAGCCAGGCAUAAGAGAAAAGAUCCUCUGGUGCUCCCGAUGAGCCCCUGUUCCCCAUCACGGCUGUGUCUUGUUGAGGGCCAGUCUAAGUACAGUGUUCAAGAAAGCAGAGAAAGAAGGAAGGUAAUUCCACAAGGGUUCAAGUUUCAGCGUUUGUCGCCAGUACUUGAGUCAGGUUUCUCAGACAACAGUGCCUCUGACUACCUGCCAGCCAUACCUGAUGCCCGCAGCCCCUUCUCUUCCACCUCAUCUGCCUGCUCAGGCCAAGGAACUUUCACCCUGCAGCUGAAUCUCCAGAAACAAAGCCAGGCACUGCAUCCCUCUUCUCCCCCACCCUGGGACACCUCAGUUCUAUCGCAGACCGAUGCAUUUCAUCCUUUCUCUCAGCCCAGAAGUAUGACAAACACAUCUCCCUGGUCGCACAACCUUAACCAACCCUUCUUCCAACUUGAGAACCCCACAGCAUCUCAAGUCCUCUUUGGCAGUCCACAACCAGGUAAAAGCAAGGCAGAAGACCAUGCAACAUAUGUGGACAGCAUCUUUCUCAACCGGCCAAAGGACAAAGAGUCCAUGCUGGACUUCACGCUUAACCAGUCAGAAAUUCAGCAGCAAUCGGAGAACAAUGUCUUUAGAGGCUUUUGUGAUGAAGAUUGUGAAGGACACUCUCAUUCUGGGAGUGAAAAAUCAAAAAUAUGUCUCCCAGAUCAGACACCGGUAAACUCUUCUGCACCUCAAACUGUGCCAGACUCACAGUGCAUGGGAGCAGAGCCCUGCAACUGCCCUGACACAAGGUUUUCAUGUUUUGGAGACAACACUGGGCCAGUGAAUGGCUCUGAAUAUUCGCCAAGUUACUCUUUUAGAGGAGGUCACCUGAGUCCAGACUCAAAUGAUGAUGAAGACUGCUAUCAGCUACGCCUCCCAGCAUCUUCUUCUUACAUGGAUCAAGCCUUUGGCCUCAGUGGCUCACAAGGGAAUUUAAAUGAAACACUCUCUGAGCUCAGGUCUCACACCCCACGAAUAAGAUCCCAAAUGGACUUCAGAGUUGACCCAAAAAUUACUGAGAACAUGGCUACCCCAGAUAAGGCCUUUGAAAGUAAAGGGCAGGAGAAAGAAAGCAGCACAGCUCUCCUUUUAUCUCCACACCCUUCAGCUCAAACUCAGAGCUCAGAUGUCUGCAAAUGCAAGAAAACAUCAAGUGAAACUCGAGAUGCAGGAACUCAAACAGUACGCAGCCCCCCAGCUGGGGCGUGCGAUGCUUCGACUCAGUGCAGCUUUGUUGCAGACAGUGCUCUUGGGUACAGCUUGCAUCUAUCAAACGCUGACAUGUCGGAGCUGCCUCCAGCCACAGGGAGGCAGGCCGGUACUGCCACAGAGCCAGAUGCACUCACAGCUUCACCAGAAAACUCCAGGAGCGAAGAGAAGCAGACGCCCUGGAGCAACAAGAAAUCAAAGGCGGUUUCCCUGUCAGGCAGGAGCAUGAUCACUGCUAAUAACGGUGCCAAAACGAUUCUACAGAGACCCACAAACCUUCUUCUCACUAACGACCUGAGCACGACUAAUGUCAGAGGUCAGGAGAAUAAAGAGAACACGAGAACUGCCCUCCAAUGACAAGCUUUUCAGAUCAAGGGAGGGAAGAGGGCACAUCUGGCACCAAAGUUAACAUAGUCUCAAAGGAGGCUGAAAUGCUUCAAGAAAUAGCCAACAUUUUGCUCCUCCUGAAGCAGAGGAAAUUCAGGGCUACGAAGAACAGAUGGAUGAAGACAUCAGGAAAUCAGUUCUGUGCUGUGCAUCUUCCUUUAUUUUAAAGCAACAGUCAUAAAAGUAGAUUAAAAUAGUUACAGUGCUCUUAAUGUUGUGAUGCAGUUUAUGCAGUUAAAUAAAGCUCCAAAACAUGA